Teleopsis dalmanni is the source of this 2464-nucleotide messenger RNA. RefSeq names its product synaptonemal complex protein 1-like. The record is from RefSeq and is a predicted model, not a curated record. The transcript is spliced from 4 exons. The coding region runs from base 81 to 2252 and encodes 723 amino acids. Lineage: Eukaryota; Metazoa; Arthropoda; Insecta; Diptera; Diopsidae. Gene Ontology annotation, cellular component: axoneme; ciliary basal body. Gene Ontology annotation, biological process: cilium assembly.
UCUUCAUUUUCUUUUUUUUUAUAAUUUUAUUCAAGUUUUUCACAUUUUUCGUAAUACAUAUACGCUUUUAUAUUUCCAAAAUGCCUUUUGUUGGUAAUCAUAUUUAUAAGAUACCUCCGAUUCAACCAGACAAUACUUCCUGUAGCAGUUAUUCCUCAGAUACAAGUUCAAGUUGUGAUUCCUACAACAGUUAUGGAUCUCAUAUCAGUUAUGCUUCUCACAGCACCCAUGAUACAAACAGAGAACUCUCUAUGCAUAGCGCUCACAAAAAUCAUGACAGCAAGGAUCAACCUAGCGAGCUAAGUAUUUAUAGCGCCCAAAGUGGAUAUCGUAUUGAGGGUGGUUAUGGCGCUAAAAGUAAUCGCAGCGGUCAACGAAGAAAUAGUGUUCGAAGUCAUCAGAAUCCGGCACAAAGUCAUGGGAGCCACGUUAAGGUACAGAGUCAUAGGCAAGGUGAUCACCUCACUCAUAAACUUACGCGUUCUACUCAUUCUGCUCGAUCUAGUCAUAGUACUUAUGAAACGGAAAUGAGCUCUGACAGUAGCAGUGAUAUUUUGUCAUCGAAAACACAUGGUCAUUCUACCAACUACUCAGAUAGCACCCGUAAAUUGUCAUAUGCUAGUACAGAUAAGGCUUAUGUACUAUCUACAGUUUUAAAGGAACACCUCAAUAUGGAAAAUAUAGAUUUAAGUGAAUCUACAGCAUCUCACUCUAGUGAAUUAAGUCAUACGGAGUUUGAAACACCAAUUACAUUUGAUCCAGACACCUUUUUUUCAAAUAUUGAAAAAAUACCAAGCGUAAACGAAGUUUCAUUAACUUCAUCGCACGAGUAUAAAGUAAAAGUAGAAGCUACGCCGGAUGAUAAUAUAGGACGUUUUGUGGAUCCUCUAACAGGUGAAGUGCUAACAUCAACGUCAUCAUCUCCUUCAGUAGAAGGAACAGCUGUAAUAAGUUUACAUGAAAAAUUAUCUGACGAAUGGGGAGAAAUAGUUGAAGAAAAAGAUAUAGCUGAGUUACACAUUGAUUUGCCUGAAGUACCGUAUGAUCAAACAAUAGACAAAGAAAUUCUCGACACGAAGACGCAAACGGAUGAAGAAGUUUUUACUCAAUUAUACACUGAAAUAUUUAAACCUAUACAAUUGCUGGAAAAAGACACAAAACUCAAAGAAGAACAAGAAAGAAAAGAAAUGCUACAGGAAGCAAUUAACCAAUUUGUUACUGAUUUAGUUAAUAAAGUUGUAGAAAAAUGCGAACGUCAUGCUAAUGAUCCCAAGAGAAUAUUACGUAAUACCUUAGAUAAAGUAGCUCUAGCAGAUGAGUUAAUGAAUAAACUGGUAGAUUUAGAGAAGGCGAACAAAUGUCAUAUAUUUUUAAAUCGCAAAGCAGUUGAUUAUUUCCGUCGUAAGAAAGCUUUUAGCAGCUUGGAAGAGGAAGGAAGAGGCAAGAAAGAUCAUACAGGAGAUGAGAAAAAAUAUGGUCAGAUUAUUAAACACUUAAAUAAUUUACUUUGCCGUCAAAAAGAAAUGACAAUCGUAACUAAUGAGAAAAUAGAUGAAUUAAACCAAAAAAAAACAGAUUUACAAUCCCAACUUGAUGAUGUAGCAACUGGAUUUGAAACCAUGAUUUGGGAUUUUUUCGGUCGUAAAAUAUCAGAUAAUGCACGGAACUUUGUAGAAAAGAAACUUUCACGUAUAAGAGACUUAAGAGCUGAUAUAUCUGAAGCACGUAGUGCCUUAAUAGAAAAACAACACAGUAUGGCAAGACUAUCCAAGCGACUCGAAGAAUUGGAAAAUCUUGGUAAUGGCUUAUAUAUGCGUGAUUUCGAGAAUAUGCAAAGAGAAACAAUUUCCCUUAACAAAAAACUUGAAGAACGAACGAAUGAAUUUGAGAAAUAUUCCAGACGAUGCAAUAAUCAAAUUCAUGCCUCUACACAUUUGAGAGAAAAAGUUUUGCUAAUGCGCGACCACGUCACCGCUCAAGAGCUUGAACUAAGAGAAUUAUUAGAAGAAAAGCAAUUAAUACGUGAGGAAUUAAGAAAACUUAAAAUAAAACGUAUUAAAUUGUAUAAGGACAUACGUGAACUAAGCUUUCAGUGUGGUUUGUUGGAUAAGCCAGCCCUGUUACUCGAUUAUGAUGACACCCUUGAUCGACUUAAUGCCACCAAAGCUAACAUUAUUCAAAUAAAAUCAAAAUUAUCCGACCUACAACUAAAAAUUAAAACAGCCGAAGAAAAGCUUUCAGCACAACAUUAACUAACCAUUUAAGAGACUCUAAGAAGAUGUUACCGUUCUCUAAAAUUUCUGGUACUUGAGAUAGGUAUUUAAAAGAUAUAGACAGUUUAAGUCUCUAACGAAAAAUUAUUUACAUGUUACGAUAAGAAAAUUUAUAUUAAUUUCUUUCUUUUUCUCUAAACUCAUUAUGAUUUUGUAUCUGAAGCCAACUGGGUUCAAGUUUAUAUAAUAUA